CCGGAAGUGGGGAAAAUCGGUAAUGAGCUCAGUAGGAUGGAAGACGACAGACAAGACCAAAUUAACACAAAUGAGGCUGAUGUUACAAAAUUAAUAGCAAAAGAUAAAACUGUACUGGGUAAAGGAGGACAUGUUCUAAAUGAUGGUCUGAAGAAAGGAGAAACAUCACCUUUACACAAAGAGACAAGCAGUUCAGGGAAAGAUGUAGCCCAUUCCCAAGGAUUAAAAAUAAUUAUUGCAGCAUCUGUGAUUUUUGCGACUGUUAUAACCAUAGCGUUAAUUCUUUUUAUAUACCUUGGGAAACCUCAGGUUGGAGCUUCUGGAGCUGUAGCCUCAGAUGUUAGCGUGUGUUCUGACCUUGGUCUAGCAGUGCUGGAACGGGGAGGUAAUGCAGUGGAUGCCAUGGUAACCACAAUGCUGUGUACAGGGGUUGUCAACCCUCAUCAGUCUGGCAUCGGAGGGGGUGGGUUCAUGAUUGUAUAUGAUCACAAAACGAAGAAGAGUGAAGUAAUCGAUUUCAGGGAAACAGCACCAUCUUCAGCAGAUCUCUUUAAUGGGGACAAGUCCCUGAUUGAAAAGGGUGUAUUUUCUGUUGGGGUUCCAGGGGAGCUUAAGGGUCUGGAAGCCGCCCACAAGAAAUACGGAAAACUAACAUGGAGUUCUUUAGUGGAUCCCGCUAUUUCACUAGCAAGAGAGGGAUACAAAGUUACAAAGUCUAUGGAUGAUAUGUUCAAAAGUGGAAAACUAAGGACAAGUGAUUUGAGUCCAAAUCUCCAGAAAUACUUUGUAAAAGAUGGCGGUUUUGUGACGCUGGGGACGGAAAUCAAACGUCCUGAUCUAGCAGAGAUUCUACAGCAGGUUUCAGAAAAAGGUUCCUCUGCCAUAUAUAAAGGAAAAUAUGCAGAAGAAAUCGUGGAUGCUCUGACUCCAUCCAGUUCAUCAAAAAUUAGGAAGUGGGUGACUGGGGACGAUUUGGAGUCAUAUGAAGUGAAAUACAGAGACAUUGUCCAGACAAAUUAUCAUGAAUCCACAGUGAUGACGAUUCCAGCUCCUGGUGCAGGUCUGUCUGUCUUAUCGGCUCUGAAUAUGUUGGAAGGUUACUCACUGAUCCAAAAUGACCCCACGACAGUUCACAGGAUGUUAGAGGCAUUGAAAUUUGCUAGUGCACAGCAACAGCAGUUAGGUGACCCCGACUUCAACAAAGAGAAAGUUCACAACAUCACGCUGACUAUGCUGGAUAAAGUUGUAGCUAGCAAACACAGGAACAUGACAACAAACAUUACCCACGCUGACCCUGUAUUUUAUGGUGGCAGUGUCGUGACUCUCCCUGUCUCUACUGAUGGUGGCGCUAGCCAUGUGUCAGUAGUGGAUGCUCAGGAACUGAUGGUGUCGGCUACAUCGUCUUUGAAUUCUUGGUUUGGUUCAGGAAUAACAACCAAGUCGGGCAUUGUUUUAAAUAACCAAAUGGCUAACUUUGAAGUCCCAGGAUCAUCAAUCAGCCAGUUGAAUGACAUUGCUGGUGGAAAGCGCCCCCAGUCGAAUAUGGCUCCCACCAUUGUUGUUAAGAGCAAGGUUUCAUGUGCGCGACGACUUAACCUAGGGGCCACAGAUGGGGACUCUACUCCCUCGGCCGUGGUCCAGACUGUUGUUAAUGUGUUGUCCUACAACAUGAACCUAACAGCUGCUAUUCAGGCUCCAAGAAUCUAUAGCAUCCUGUCUCCAGAGAAGGUCGUCUAUGAAAAGAAAUUUAGGAAGGACAUUGUUAGUAACUUAACAACAAGAGGCCAUAACUUAGAACAGACAACCGGCACCUUGAACUGCGUACAGGGUGUGAAGAAAGUGAAGGACGAAGUGGAGGCUUACUCGGAUGCGAGGGACGGGGGUAGAGCCGCUCAGUUUUGAGGGUCAGCCCUAUGUAUGGGAUGAACUAUCCAAUUAGUAAAUGAUUUAAUUAAUGUGGGGAAAGUGUGCGAGUUUUGUCAGGCCCAUAGUCACAAGUUUGUGUCCUCAAUGUGUGGAACCAAAUCAAGAUGUUCUCAAUGUAAUGUAUAAAAUAGGUAUGGCUAAAAAUAUUUAUUAUUUUCAAGGUUUGAUAGAUUAGGUGAUAUUGAAAAUAAAGAUAUUUUCCAUACUAUUAUAGUAUUUAACUAACUUUUGUAGCAUUUUAUUUUUUAAAGUAAUAUACCAUAUCAUAUGAUGAUUAUAUGAAGAUAUUUAAUUUUUUAAACAAUAUUUUGUUAAUGUUUGAUUAGUCAUACAUCAUGUGCACAAUUAUUAAAUUAUACAUACUAGAUACAUAACUUUACUAGAUUUUUGAGUAUUUAAUGUUUUCAUGAGGCAUGUAGAAACUCCACUGUAUUUUGGAGACGGUUUCUUCUGAAAUAGAUUUAUUUUCUGUAUCAGUAGCUAUUGCUGACGUUCUGUUUAUCAGGUGCAAUGUACUCCUUCCUGCUGCGGUGUCUCGGAAUUGUAAGCACCGCAUGGUUGUGUCAUUUGUUCUUUUUGUAUAGAUUCACAUGUAGUUCAUUGAUUUACUUGUUUAAAAUUUCACUGGAACCAGUUUUUCAGGGAGUUUUUUUGUCUGCAAUUAUUGAGGACUUUAAUAUACUGAUUGAGAUUAUGUGAGUACUCAUUAGUUCUAAAACACUCUAAGGGCGACUUCGGUUCAUACCCGAGUUAGUAAGGUAGAUAUUCCAAUGUUCUUUCUUACUCCCAUGUAUAAUACUCCAGCCAAUCACACCCAUUGUUAGAAAACUGACACAUGCGCAGUAUUAUUCCAAGACUGACAUAUUGCUACCACACUACCCCUCAUAGAAGGCAGGGUUAGUUGAGUAGAGUUCAAAUGUCAAAAAUACGUCAUAUAAGAGUUGAAACUCUCUCCGUUCGGAAGCAACUCGGGUAGCCCGAGUUCGUACACCGGUACGAACCGAAGUCGCCCUAACUGUAGUUAAAGACUGUAGACAUCGGUUUUAGAUAUUUUGUACAUAUACAUAUAUUUACUUGCUUGUAGAAUUAAUUUGCAUUUUUGAUUUGUUCAAGUGCAAUGUCACCCCUUUACCCACACCACUCAGACACAUUGGGUAAAUUUUGUUUUUAAUUUCCAACUAAUAUUCCUGUAAUGUUACAUUCCAGGUGAAAUUAUUCCCAAACUAUCAUCAUGUUUUUGUGCAUUUUAAGUACUUGGUAUGUUUUGAUCUCCUUCAGCAGACCUCCAGCGUGCGUCUUGCCCAUGUGUUCAUGUCAGAUUUGAUUUAAACCACAUUUCUUGACAAAUGUUUGAUUUUUUAUCAAUGUUGUGGGAAUGAUGCCCUGCAAUAAGAUCUGGGAUCAAUUGAUUUAAAAUCUGAUAGGUCAUAGUUACUUUUGGGGGUUGUAGAAUGGACCUACUGUGCAUAACUUUUUUUUGGAAUCGCAUCAUUUUGUGUGUGUUUAAAUGGCAUUGUUUUGUGAAAGUUUGUGAUAGGGUAUUAAUUAUAUUAGUAUGUUUUCUCUGGGCAAGGCAUACAAAGCAGAAAUAUUUUAUCAAAAUUCAUUGCCUUUGAUUUUUGUUCCUGUGAUAAUAUUUGGAAAACAGCCAUGACCAGCUCCUUAGAUUUUUACAUGACAGAAUAUCUCAACUUGUUAUAGUAUUACAAUAUUCUGCUAGUAUUUUUCCAUGUGUUCAUUGCACACAGUGUGAUCUGAUUUUCUAAUUUCUGCAUCCGUUUUACCAUCCACUGAAAUUGAUGAUAUCACGAUGCGUCAAAACAUUUUUGUGGAAAUUGACCUGUCUCCUCACACAGCUGCAUACUCAAAAACAAAUUUUUUUUGUCUUUUUGAUAGUAAUUCAUGUAUUUACAUUGAUGUAUAAUAAAUUUAUUAAUACUCCAGUAACUUGAUUGGAGGAGUUGAAUCCCAUCUCAUAGAUAGAAACAGCAGAUUAUUUGCACUUGCCAAUGAGAGGUGAUCCGAAUGUCAACGAGAGGUGAUCCGAAUGUUCACAUCAAGUUACUAUAGUAAUGAUACAAUAUUUAUACCUCAUUUUCUGUAAUUGAUUUAUCAUUGUGAUACUUAUUUAGAUAUUGUUAACAUUUCCAGAUAAGGCAUUCUGUUUAAAUUAUGCAUAUCAUUUCAAUAUAUAUUUAUUCAUUUGUUACCCAUUGUACCUGCUAGUAGAGUUGUCUCUCUUUGUUAGUAAAUGUGAUAGUCUUCUGUGGACCAGAAAUAUUAUUUGUCAUAGGACAUUUAUUUAUGAAAAAUAAAUUGUUUAAUUUGA
Messenger RNA from Ostrea edulis (European flat oyster), 4255 nucleotides. Its product is annotated as scoloptoxin SSD14-like. The record is from RefSeq and is a predicted model, not a curated record. The transcript has 15 exons. Gene Ontology annotation, molecular function: glutathione gamma-glutamate hydrolase. The coding region runs from base 37 to 1902 and encodes 621 amino acids. Gene Ontology annotation, cellular component: plasma membrane. Lineage: Eukaryota; Metazoa; Mollusca; Bivalvia; Ostreida; Ostreidae. Gene Ontology annotation, biological process: glutathione catabolic process.